AUGCCCACAACCGAAGACAGCGGGCGGACGCAGCGCUUCUCGCACAUAUUUGCGCGCCUGCAGGAGCUCCAGAACUAUGGCUGGGACCCGGAGAUUCAACCAUUUCAUUCUUCGUACGACAACUGGCAUUUCUUCGGCUACGAAAAGACUGCGCCCCGGCAGGAACGACCGCAAUCAAGGGGAAGGAGCGCCGUAACCUCCCCCACCCUGUCACAUUCACCCGAAUCUGCCGCCCGAAGCCGGCCGACUAUUACGCGCACCCACCGCAGCUCAGGCUCCGAUGCGAGCGUACAAACACAUCGCACAAACACCACAGUCAAGGGCGUUCCGAGAGAGGGUCGACCGGUAGUAUGCCGUGUCUCGCAGCAGACUCUGCGGUUGGAGCGCGAGUUUCAGCUCGCUAAACUUGUCGUCAAAGAAUCAGACCCAGAGUGCAGACACUUUGCUCGUCCCAUAGAAUUUGUCAGGCUGUCCACCAAGGCUGGUGAGGAACCACUCGUCGCCAGCAUAUUUGAAGCCCCUGGGCCCAACUAUCUUCACGACCUGGUCACCUUUGGCCCCAACUUUUGGAAGGUCACCAGCAAUGGACAGAGCGGUCAAUCAAACGCCGUACCGCCCAAGGGCGUACCUCUGCUUACCUUUCUCGACUUCGCCGUCGGAUCGGUCGAGUGUCUGGAAAUACUCCAUCACGGUCACGAAAUUGUCCAUGGCGAGAUUCGCGGUGACGCCUUUCAUUUCGCCGAGAACGGGACUGUCAAGAUGAUCAACUUCGGAUCCGGUGCAAGGUCGUUUGAGAAUGGACUGACCAGCACAGGUUGGAGUACUUUGUCAAAGGAGACUGGCAUCGAGUUGAAGCUGGCCUUUAUAUCUCCUGAACAAACUGGCCGUAUGCCCGCUGAGCCGGACACGCGAACCGACAUCUACAGUCUUGGUAUUCUCUUCUACACGAUGCUAUGUGGCCAGGCGCCUUUUGAAGGCGCCACGGCUCUUGAUGUCAUGCAGAAUGUCAUCAGCAAGCGGAUGCCCCCAAUCUCCUCCAGACGUUUAGACAUUCCAGAGGCCCUGUCAGAAAUCAUCCAGCGCAUGACCCAGCGUAACAUCGAGGAGAGAUACCAUUCCACUUCGGGCCUGAAGUUCGACCUUGUCCGCAUCCGGGAACUACUCUGCGAAGGCGAUGUCGAAGGACUGAAAGCCUUUCAUGUAGGCACAAAGGACAUCAGUUGCUUCUUCAACCUACCCCUCAAACUGAUCGGGCGUGAGAAAGAACGGAAGACUAUAGUGGAUGUCUUGGAACGAGUAGCAAGGCAUCGUCGAAGUAGCGUCAAGACUUUACAAAGUUUGAGUUCAAACUCUUCUUUUUCCGAUCAACGACGAGACUUGGGAUUUGAAGAUGUCGUUUCAGACAGCACCAGCUCAAGAGGUGGGUCUGACAGCAGACUUAACAGCAUUUCAGCAGAUGGCCCUGUUUUCAUGGAAGCAGCUCGGUCGAUACAACAGGGCUCCCAGGACAGUGUGGCACAGUCGGAAUCCUCCACAGCGGAAGGAAGUGCGGACAGCCGCCCUACACUGCAAUCUGCAAACCGAGGACGAUCCAACAAUAGUAUCGACAGCUCUGCGCUUCACUCUCGCUCUUUUCAGUCCAACGAUGGCCUGCGGACUCUAGCUAGCACACGGAAACUGAGGCGUAAGGCUCGGUGUGAGGCAAGUCACCACGUCAUAGCCAUCGCUGGUACCACAGGAUUGGGCAAAUCUCGUCUUGUGCAGAGUGUACAGAGCACAGCCCGAAGUACUGGCUACUUCGCCAUGGCCAAGUUUGACCCUGCCAAGAAAGCACCCUUCGAUCCUAUUCUGAGAUUGAUGUCUUCUUUCUUCCGACAGAUAUGUGGAGUCUGGACGGUGUUGCGAACAUAUCUGGAUCUGCCUGAAUGGCUCUUGAACACGAAUAGCCCAACCAAGUCUCCACAACAAAAGGAUUUAGAUACAGCCAAGGACAUGAAUCGACGGGCAUCGUCUCCUGUUGUUCACUGUGGAUCAGCCGGACAUACUGCCGAGGCUUGGCUACGAAGCGGAGGCGCUUCCAAGUCCUCUAGAUUCAUGAAUGUCUUCAUAGACGUUCUACGGCUCCUUGCGAUGCACAAGCUCUGCACAUGGAGCUUAGAGGAUGUUCAGUAUGCUGAUACAGAGAGCGCUGAGCUGAUCCAUCACAUCGUGCAAGCUAGGAUUCCAAUUGUCCUCAUGCUUACAUACAGUGACGAAGAGACCCUAGCCAGAGAACUGAUCCCCUUGCUACGUCAUGCCACCAAGGUACAGCUUCUACCGUUUGCAGAGGCGCAAACUGCGGACUACGUAGCCGAAACGCUGCAUCGGGACCAUCAAUAUAUCCUCCCUCUAGUAGCGGUUGUCCAAGAAAAGUCUCGGGGUAACCUGUUCUACAUACGCGAGAUACUGGACACUUGCUAUCGCAAACGGUGCGUGUACUAUGAAUGGCGGGAGAACAACUGGGUCUUCGACCUCGACAAGGUUUUCGCAGUGUUCGAGAGCCCAGAGUAUGGGUCCUCCGUUACGACUGACUUCAUUGCAAAGCGGUUGACGGAGUUGCCAUCAGCAAGCAGGAAGCUCCUAGCAUGGGCUUCUCUUCUAGGUGGCGCAUUCUCGUUCGAUCUCUUGAAAAAGCUACUCAGCCCAGCAAAUAAGCCUGCCGAUCAUGGGAGGUUGCCUCUUUUCGACGUAAACGAAUGUGCCGUCACAGCUCUCGAUACAGCGAUCAAAGCCUACGUACUCAUGCCCGCUGAACAGGACGCUCGAUUCAGAUUCAGCCACGAUCGAUACCUCACAGCAGUCGUCAAUUCUCUUGAUAACGAAUGGGAUACGCAGUUGAUGCACUUUACGAUUGCUAAGAUGAUAACUGCUGGCGAGGAGUACAAUGACGACUCCACCAUAGGCUCCAAGGCUUUGUACAUGCAGAGUCGUCACAUCUGUCUUGCUGCAGAACUGAUCAAGGCCAAGGAGACACAUCGAGCUCCGUUUCGAGAUAUGUUAUACCAAGCGGGAGAAACCGCAUGCGAAUCAGGCGCGAGAUCGACUGGCAUCUACUACUUCGCUCACAGCCUCAUGCUUUUACAAGACGACCCUUGGGACGAUAACCGACCGGAUGUCUCAUACCAGGAAACUUUGCAGCUCUUUGUACGGUCGGCAGAGUGCUACUGGCACCAGGGCAUGUUUGAUGAGGCCCUCAGUCUGAUCAGAACGACUUUCCAGCAUGCACGCGAUCCCUGCGAUAUGGCUAGUUCGUUCAUCCUACAGUCCAGAGUAUUUGCUAUUCGCGGUGAUAGUUUUGGUGCAUUCCAGGCUCUCAAAGAUUGCCUCUCAUUACUAGGAUCUCCUAUACCUCCGACAACAUGGGAGGCGUGUGAUGCCCAAUUUCAGCAGAUAUAUGGCACGCUCCAAAACAUGGAUCAAGAAGAACUGCUCAAGCGUAGGCCGUCUCCCGACGACCGCGUCCUGAUGACGAUUGGGCCUGUGUUUGUCGAGCUCCUUAGUGCGGCGUUCUGGUCAAACAGCCUCCUGUUCUAUCAAGCGACGCUAAAACUUAUCACCAUCCAUCUUGAAAGGGGUACCAUGGCACAGGUGGCCCUCGCAUAUGUGCACUUGGGAACUGUAGCAGGUGGUCGAUUCAACAUGAUGAAUUUUGCUGUGGACAUGGGUGCCAUUGCGAAGCGAAUCUUCCAGAUGUUCCCCGAAGACUACUACACCCUGGGCAGGGGCCAAACUCUUCAGCCAAUGUUCCUGGGUCACUUGGAAGCGCCCGUGGGUAACCUAAUCCAAAGCCUGGAAGGAGCGCUACAGGCGUCCCUCACCGCAGGUGAUCGCAUUCUCACGCUUCUGAACCUUGGCGUACAAGCCCACUUCAGGGUCAUGGCGGCACACGACGUCGCCGAGCUAGAAGCCUGGAUUGAGGAAACUCCACUGGACAUGCGAAACUGGCAAAAGGAUUUACGAGGAGGCGUUUUCCUCAUGGCUGCUCGACAGUAUGCUAGAGCACUUCAAGGGAAGACUGAUACAAGCAAUCCUUCAUUACUUUUCUCGGAUGAGGACCACAACGAGGCCGUGUACAUCGACUUCCUCGAAACAACGGCCAGUAAUCCGAAGCGGCCUAAAUCUAUAUACUUUGCUACCAAGCUUCCAUUAUUGGUACUCUAUGGUCAUAACAAGGAAGCAGUGACUCUUGGUGAGAUGCUGCUUCCAAUGCUGAGCAGCCUUUGGUCUGAAAGACUCAACUACUCGACCAGGUAUUACCUAUCGUUAGCAUACAUGGCUAUCCUUCGGGACGAGCCUGGCCAUAGCCGGAAAGAUGAGAUGAUUCGGCACGUACAGGAUACCUUGAAAUUGCUCGAAGCAUGCUGCACUGUAACCGAUGUCAACUAUCGGGGUUGGGUACAUCUUCUCACUGCCGUCCUCGCGGACAUCAACGCUGAUCCUCCUUCGGCAUUGCAAAACUACGAAGCAGCCAUGGACCACUGCGAACGUUACGAGUUUGUUCUGGACGAAGCUUUUGCCCUCGAGCUGUACACUGGAUGGUUAGUAGACAAGAAGGCUUACAGGGCGGCUCGACACUCGCUGAAAGAUUGCAUCUCGACAUACCGAAGGCUAUCAGCGUACGGAAAAGCAAAUCACUUCGCGAACAGGUAUGAGUGGCUAGUAAAUAGCGGCGCAUCACUCACUACGGUGGACCAAGCCGUACAGACCUCGAUUGUAGACACGGGUAAUACGGCCUUCAGGCUGGAGCAGAACGACCAUGACCAUUACCUGGGAGUGGAAACCGCGGUUGACCGAACACAGAAUUGGAUUGUGCCGGAAACGCGGCGCCAAGAGUCUGGUCCAGCACUACACAAUGGUCUUUCGGCUGUGGGCCUGGACAUGCUAGACCUAUCGUCGAUAUUAGAGUCGAGUCAAGUUCUUUCUAGUGAACUCGUUGUCGAUAAGCUGAUGGCGAAGAUGAGCUCAAUCCUCCUCGAAUCUACGGGCGGUACCUUGUGCGGCAUAGUGAUUGAAGACUCACAAAUCGAGUGGUCGAUUGCAUGUGUUGCUACCAACGAGCCUGACAACGAUAGUGGGUUCUCUUCUGGCGUCACAUCUUUCCCUGCAAGCCAACCUCUAGAUACCGUGGAUGAUGUUGUUGCACGACAGGUGACUCUGUACACACUUCGCUUCCGGGAAACUGUCUUCGUCCAGAACUUACUGGAAGAUGAUCGUUUCUCUAACGUUUCGGACGCUUACCUUCAACGCAACCCGGAAGGAAAGGCAGUCAUCUGUAUCCCGAUUCUCCACAGCGACCACCUGCUCGGCUCAAUCUACGUCGAAGGCCCGCCAAAUUCAUUCACUGAACGUAACACCCAAGUUCUGCGACUACUUGUGAACCAGAUCUCCAUCUCCCUUGCCAAUGCAUUGCUCUUCAAGGAGGUAGAAAGAGUCUCUGCAAGCAACGAAGCAAUGCUUGAAAUGCAGAAACGUGCUCUGUCGCAGGCGCGAGCAGCAGAAAUCAAGGCGAAAGAGGCCGAAGCCGUAGCUAUCCGCAAUAUGAAGCUGAAAGAAGAGGCUGCGAAGGCAAAGAGUCUUUUCUUGGCCAACGUCUCACACGAGCUGCGCACCCCUCUGAAUGGUGUGAUUGGCAUGUCGGAGCUGUUGAAGGCUUCACCACUCAACUCUGAACAAUCCGGAUACGCCGACUCGAUUCGCGUUUGUGCCGAUACACUGCUUUCGAUCAUCAACGACCUACUCGAUUAUUCUAAGCUCGAGGCCGGCAAGAUGAAUGUUUUGGAAAUGCCGAUAUCACUGUCUGAAACUAUUGCAGAGGUCGUACGCGCUCUUGCAUACACGAACGCCGAGCGGGGUCUCAAGACGAUUGAGCAGUUGAAUUUGGAUCCUGAGAUGCUUGUUAUGGGCGAUCCUGUCCGGCUGCAUCAGAUUCUCAUGAACCUGCUGUCCAACAGCUACAAGUUCACGCCACGAGGAUCAGUUACUGUCCGCGCCGUUGUCGACCAAGAGACGGACGACUGGGCAGAUGUGACAAUCAGCGUCAUAGACACCGGCAUUGGUAUUCCAGACGAGCAGAAGCAGAAAUUGUUCCUUCCUUUCUCACAAAUAGAGUCGAGCUCUGCGAGGAGUUACGGUGGCACUGGUCUUGGUCUCAGCAUCUGCAAAGCUCUCAUAGAGAACGUCAUGCAUGGUACAGUCCGCCUUGACAGUCAGCCAGGUCAGGGUACGACGGUCACCUUCUCAUUGCGGUUCAAGAAAGUACCGAAAGCGCAAGCAAACAGUCAACCACAAAGAUCGCGAGAGCCAGAUCCUAUGGCGAGAUUCUCAAGCCAGGGGAACAACGGUCAUGAGCAGUCAUCGGGUACUUGCAUUGAUCUUUCAACCAUACCUAGGCGAGACCUUCGGGUGUGCAUUGCGGAAGACAACUUGAUCAACCAGCGCAUUGCAAUCAGCUUCGUGCAAAAGCUCGGCUUCAAGUGCGAUGCCUACCUUGACGGCUUCAAGACGAUUGACGCUCUGGAGCGCGCCUCGGAGAACGGCCGGCCAUUCCACUUGGUGCUCAUGGAUGUCCAAAUGCCGCAUUGUGAUGGUUACGAAGCAACAAAACUAAUUCGCAAGCAUCCUAAUCCCGAGAUCCGGAACGUUCUCAUCAUUGCCAUGACUGCCUCCGCUAUCCAAGGAGAUCGGGAGAAAUGUCUGGAAUCUGGAAUGAACAAUUACCUCGCCAAGCCGGUGCGUGCGCAGACACUCAAGGCACUAUUAGAUUCCUACCUGAACAAGAACAACGAGGUGGAAGAAAUCCCCAAUCUAGCGAUCGAAGCGAAGAAGUUGGUCAAAGACGCGUUGAAGGAGGCGGAAGCGCUACCCGACGUCACGAGUGGAAAUGAUAAUCUCGAGAAACACGAACAGAAUGGAAGUGCUAUGAGAGAGGGGAUGAAGCUGGAACGGCCGUCGAGUGUUCGCAUGAGCACCACCCAACACAUAUUGCCUAACGGCAAGACGGAACCUGUACCGCCUUCCGAGUAA
This is a messenger RNA of Alternaria atra, 7062 nucleotides long. RefSeq lists its product as uncharacterized. Gene Ontology annotation, molecular function: histidine phosphotransfer kinase activity; ATP binding; protein binding. Lineage: Eukaryota; Fungi; Ascomycota; Dothideomycetes; Pleosporales; Pleosporaceae. The record is from RefSeq and is a predicted model, not a curated record. The transcript is spliced from 6 exons. Gene Ontology annotation, biological process: phosphorelay signal transduction system; protein autophosphorylation. The coding region runs from base 1 to 7062 and encodes 2353 amino acids.